Messenger RNA from Wallemia mellicola CBS 633.66, 1719 nucleotides. RefSeq names its product ARM repeat-containing protein. NCBI's taxonomy places the organism in Eukaryota, Fungi, Basidiomycota, Wallemiomycetes, Wallemiales, Wallemiaceae. The record is from RefSeq and is a predicted model, not a curated record. Gene Ontology annotation, biological process: NLS-bearing protein import into nucleus. The transcript has 5 exons. Bases 18 to 1631 code for a protein of 537 amino acids. Gene Ontology annotation, cellular component: nucleoplasm; nucleus; cytoplasm. Gene Ontology annotation, molecular function: protein binding; nuclear import signal receptor activity.
AAAUUCCUCAACUGACAAUGGAAGAUAGACGUGCAGCAUACAAGAACAAAGGUGCAUUCCGCCAGGAUGAACUGAGAAGACGCAGGGAGGAACAGCAAGUUGAAAUUCGUAGACAAAAGAGAGAAGAAAGCGUCGCUAAGAGACGUAAUUUCAAUAUCACAGAUGGUCCAGAUUCUGAUGACGAAUCUGUCGCUACUGAAAUAGACACAAAGUUGGCUGAGGAGCUCCCUAUCAUGAUACAAAACGUCUUCAGCGACGACUAUCAAGCACAGUUGGAGUCUACCCAAAGAUUCAGAAAGUUGCUUUCCAAGGAGCGUAACCCACCAAUUGAGAAGGUCAUCGAAUGCAACGUCGUUCCACGUUUUGUCGAAUUCUUGUCUUCACCACACGGAAUGAUCCAGUUUGAAGCUGCCUGGGCACUCACUAACAUUGCCUCCGGCACUUCUCAACACACCCAAGUUGUCAUCCAAGCUGGUGCCGUUCCACACUUUAUCCAGCUUUUGUCUUCUCCUGUUUUAGAUGUCAAGGAGCAGGCUGUUUGGGCCCUUGGUAACAUUGCGGGUGACUCACCAAAGUGUCGUGACUACGUUUUGCAACAACAAGCUCUCCCUCCACUUCUCGGUUUGUUAGGUGAAAACCACAAGUUGUCUAUGUUGAGAAACGCUACAUGGACACUUUCAAACUUCUGCAGAGGCAAGAACCCACAACCUGACUGGGAACUUAUCAGCCCAGCCCUUACUGUCCUCACAAAGUUGAUCUACUCAAUGGAUGAUGAAGUUUUGAUUGACGCUUGUUGGGCAAUUUCAUACCUUUCUGACGGCUCAAAUGACAAGAUUCAAGCCGUUAUCGAAUCAGGCGUCUGCAGAAGACUCGUUGAUUUGCUUAUGCAUAACAGCACAGCUGUACAAACACCUGCAUUGCGUUCAGUCGGUAACAUUGUUACAGGUGAUGAUUUACAAACCCAAGUCGUUAUUGCUUCUGGCGCUUUACCAGCAUUACUCUCCUUACUCAGCUCACCAAAGGAUGGUAUAAGAAAGGAGGCUUGCUGGACGAUAUCGAACGUUACCGCAGGCUCACCACACCAAAUCCAAUCAGUUAUUGACGCAAAUAUCAUCCCACCACUCUUGAAUAUCCUCCAACAUGCCGAUUUCAAAACAAAGAAGGAAGCUUGUUGGGCAAUUUCAAACGCAACUUCAGGCGGUUUGCAAGAACCUUCACAAAUUCGUUACUUAGUUCAACAAGGAUGCAUCAAACCACUUUGUGAUUUACUCAAGAGUAUGGACAACAAGAUUAUCCAAGUUGCUCUCGACGGAUUAGAGAACGUUCUCAAGGUUGGUGAACUUGACAGAGAAUCAAACGGUCCAGGUAGCAUUAACCAAUAUGCUCAAUUCGUUGAAGAAGCUGGUGGUAUGGUUACGAUCCACAACCUUCAACAUCACGAGAAUUUAGAUAUUUACAAGAAGUGUUUCUUCUUAAUGGACAAGUACUUCCCUGAAGAUGACGAUGAAGAUGUCGCAGCAACUGGUAUGUCAGGUACAUCUGGCCCACAAGUUGAUGCUCAAGGUAGCUACGCCUUUAACGUACAACCUUCCGCACCAAUGGGUGGUUUCAACUUUGGUGGUAAUGCUUAAAAUCGCAAUAUCAUCAAGAAAAGAGAGAAAUGUAUGCAUGAUUAUAUAAUUUUUAAUUCUAUACGACCUUUUUUGUUUUUUCGGUUUA